Messenger RNA from Leptosia nina, 537 nucleotides. Lineage: Eukaryota; Metazoa; Arthropoda; Insecta; Lepidoptera; Pieridae. The record is from the annotation of a GenBank genome assembly.
AUGAGUGAACAAUCGAAACAAUUAGAUGUAUUUAGUGAUAGUUAUAAUUUAACUAGGCAUAAUGGUUCAGAUAAAGAUAGAAGAAGUUUCGAGGACGAUACCUCGAUAGGUAGAACCUUCGGGCGUCCAUUCAAGAGAAUGAUCCAGGCGUUUAUUCCCCUGGCUUUUCAAAUGGGAGCCGCGUCCACUUGGGCUGUGGUUGCAGCGUUGGUGGGGGUCAAGACCCUGGCCCUAACUCUGCUUAUACUGAAACUGUUGCUGAUCGCUGGCGCUGCUAAGAUUGGCGCCCUUUUCGGGGCUGCAAAGGGACACCACAGUGGUUGGGAACCUCCACAUCAAAAGGAGAUACAUUUGCAUAUACACAACGGUCACCACGCGGAAGAACACGUUCCUAUAUCUGCUUGGAGCCGAGAUGGGCAAAGUUCAGCUGACACAAAACACGUUAACGUGGUAUACGAAACCUACGGUGGCCCUCAGACUAUAAGCACACCCUAUGGACACUAUAUGAAAAUCGAUCCCGCUAAUCCGCCCCAAUAG